Messenger RNA from Ostertagia ostertagi, 276 nucleotides. Lineage: Eukaryota; Metazoa; Nematoda; Chromadorea; Rhabditida; Trichostrongylidae. The record is from the annotation of a GenBank genome assembly.
UACUCCACCUUGGAACGCAUCCGAUUCCCACGAGAAGCUGGAAAAGUUGCUGGGACGACUGCCAAAUUGGGUUGUUCAGUAGCAUGGACAGAGAAAGGUGAUGCGUACGCGUGGGGAUGUGACACAAGCGGUCAACUUGGCUUGGGUUUGAAGGACGAUGAUGAAAAGAUCGUUCCAACGCCACAGAAAAUUACGUCAGCGCAUUUGGAUGGAUACAAAAUUAUUUGUGCCUCGAUUUCUGACAAUCACUGUCUGUUUUUGGCCAAAAAAGCGUGA